Messenger RNA from Cajanus cajan (pigeon pea), 1133 nucleotides. Its product is annotated as short-chain dehydrogenase reductase 2a. Gene Ontology annotation, molecular function: oxidoreductase activity, acting on the CH-OH group of donors, NAD or NADP as acceptor. The record is from RefSeq and is a predicted model, not a curated record. Lineage: Eukaryota; Viridiplantae; Streptophyta; Magnoliopsida; Fabales; Fabaceae.
CUCAGCAUUUGUCAAGCACCUCUGUUUCCUCUGUCUCUCUCUUUUGCUCCCUCUCAAUUCUCAACCAUGAUUGUAAUGUCUGAGAAACCCCUUCAAGGAGUUUCUCCACAGAUUACAGACACCACCUUUUCUCCAUCAUCUAAAAGGUUGGAAGGAAAAGUUGCUAUUGUAACUGGGGGUGCGAGGGGCAUAGGAGAAGCAACGGUGAGAGUUUUUGUGAAGCAUGGUGCAAAGGUGGUGAUUGGUGAUGUAGAAGAUUCAGCAGGUGCCAGGCUUGCGGAGACACUAUCUCCUUCAGCCACCUACGUCCACUGUGAUGUGAGCUUGGAGAAAGAAGUUGAGAAUCUGGUCAGUUCCACAAUCUCUCGCUAUGGACACCUUGACAUCAUGUUCAACAAUGCUGGUGUUCUAGGGAACCAGUCCAAGAACAAGAGCAUUGUGAACUUCGACCCUGAGGAGUUCGACCGAGUGAUGCGUGUGAAUGUGAAGGGUGUGGCUUUGGGAACCAAGCACGCUGCAAGGGCCAUGAUCCCUAGAGGAGUAGGGUGCAUCAUCUCAACCUGUAGUGUUGCUGGGGUCAUGGGGGGGCUUGGUCCACAUGCUUACACAGCCUCAAAACAUGCCAUAGUGGGGCUUACUAAGAACACUGCUUGUGAGUUGGGGAGGUUUGGGAUUAGGGUGAAUUGUAUUUCACCGUUUGGGGUGGCCACUUCCAUGCUUGUGAAUGCAUGGAGGCCUUGUGAUGAAGAGGGUCAAUGUGAUGAUGCAGAUUUUGGGGUGGAGAAGGUUGAGGAGUUUGUUAGAGGGCUUGGCAACUUGAGAGGCACAACUUUGAGACCUUUGGACAUUGCUGAGGCUGCACUUUAUCUUGCUAGUGAUGAAUCUAAGUAUGUUAGUGGACAUAACCUUGUUGUGGAUGGUGGAGUCACUUCCUCAAGAAAUUGUAUUGGACUGUAAUUAACUUAAUUUCUUGGUAUUCAUUCAUGUUCUGAUGUGUUGCUUGUUUUACUUGGUAGUUCGUAGUUAUCAGCGUAGGAUCAGGCACUUGUGUCAAGCUUGUAUAAUGAUUUUCUAUCCAUAUAUAAUUGCAGUUUUAGCCUGUUAUCUAAUUACAAACCUUCAUAUGUGAUAUG